AUGUUGAGCAAAGCAUCAAACUCCUUUUGGGAACCAGUGGAAGCAACAACACUGAAAACAGAGUCUCUAAGGUUAGGGUCCAAAGCAGACUUGUCGCCGGCAAUGUACUUUGCGAAAAUGGACUUGGACGCCUCGACGGUCUUUUCGUCCUUGUUGGAGGAAGCAGCCUUGAACAGAAGAGUCUUGAGGCUUUGGUCAAGGAACGAGUCUGACGAGUUAAAGACCCAGCCCUUUUGGUGGCUCUUUUCGCUGAUCAGGUCUCUGACAAGCGACUCCAGAGCAGCCUUGACGCUCUCGUCCUCAAAGAUCCAUGCAGCCUUCAAGCUCUCGAGUCUGCUGACCAAUUGCGAAAGAACAAAAAAGAGCUCCGGCAUCAGAGAGAAGUCCAACCUUGUCUUCAACAGAAAGCUUGUCGGAGGCAGCACCCAAAGCAGUCCAUCUUUCAGGCUCGUAGUUGACUCUGAAAACACCGGUGGAGUUGCCGUUGACCUUGAAGAAAUCGGAGCUCUUCACGUCCAAAGUGGCCUCUUUCUUGUCCAGAACAAUGUUGUCAAUUCCAGAGUCGGUCUUGAGGUUCAAAAAGAUAGGGAACACGGUCUUGUCGUCCUCUGGCUUGACAUCACCGGUGGUGAGGAAUCUCUGCUGCGAAACAGAAACCUUACCGUCCUUCUCAGAAACCUGCACCAAUGGGUAUCCGACCGACUUGGUCCAAACCUGCAUGGCGCUAUUCACGUCCUUACCGGAAACCUGGGCCAACGAGUCCCACAGAGCCUCGGUGACGGCGUUUCCGUACUUGUGCUUGUUCAGGUAGUCGCAGCACUUGAAACUCAUGUAGGUUGCAAAACUCUCGUUCAGCCACAACGAGUCCCAAAAGUCCAUGGUACAGAUGUUACCAAACCACUGGUGGGCCAGUUCGUGGGCCACAACCUCGGAAACACGCAGCUUGGCGGCGUUACUGGACUUCUCGCCAAUCAUCAGGUCCACCAUUCUGUAGGUGACCAGACCCCAAUUCUCCAUGGCUCCGGCAGCAAAGUCGUGGAUACCAACCAUGUCCAUCUUUGGGAGCGGGUAUGGGAUAUCGAAUACCUUUUCGUAGUACUCGAGGGCCUUGGCGGCCAGCUCGGCCGAGUACUUAGCGUCAGCCUCGUAACCUGGCGUGGUGUAGACUCUAAUUGGAACGUCUCUGAACUUGUACUCUGA
Molecule: messenger RNA, 1200 nt
Organism: Ogataea philodendri
Lineage: Eukaryota; Fungi; Ascomycota; Pichiomycetes; Pichiales; Pichiaceae
Exons: 3
Coding region: 1-1200 (399 amino acids)
Source: RefSeq, a predicted model, not a curated record